GAACACGAGUGAUUGGUGUGAAACAAAAAUGCCUUUUCAAUAUAACUUAGUACCGUUGCACGGCCGCAGGAGAGCACGACUUUACGCAGUGGUGUAGACCCGCCGUGAACAUAGUCGGCCACCGCUUUCAUUUCCUGCGUUUAUGUAUCACUCUCGAAGAUGUUUUUUACCUCAUGGUCAACAUAUUUGCAACAGAACUGUUCUGCUUCUUUCCUGAGUAUUCUGGAUAGGCCUCCACAAAACUGUCCAGAUCUGUAGAACUGUAGUGCUUGCUCUAUUUGAGGAUACGUGUGACUUCCUUACACCAUCUGCGAAGGGAGUUAAUUCAGCGCCUGCGAACGUUUUCUGUUCUUGUUGGUGAACACAUCUCAACCGCACUUUGUGUUUCACCGUCUGUUGCAACGGUAUGCUCGACGAUUCCCCCCAUACUUGUCAUCCCUGGCCGAUGUACACGCUUUCCUGUGGUCGUCAGCUUGCCAACUUCUUUGUACUUACGUGACCGAGUUACGACAUCGCUGAGUUACAGGAGUGGUUUCGAAAGCACUCCAGAGUCGCCCGUUUUCCAACGAGGGUGUGGCUGGGCAUGCUUGGCAACUGCUUGUGUGCACUUCAACCGUUUCAUCUCAAGGUCCGCAAACAACUGGAAACUCCACUGUCUUCUCACCGCCCUCACCUCCCCCUUUGCGAGAAUUGCUUUUUCAGUCCCAGCAGCAGCGGUUAAACAUCAGAAGACUCGAACACCCUACUUGCACACCAAGCGCUCUGCGUUGAGAUCUGUUUAUCGGAACGAAACCGCCAGUGAUGUCAGGAGAACUGACUCUCUGGGUCACUGGCGGCUCACUUCCAAGCAGGGGAACAAGUGUAGUGAUCGCCUCCGUAAACGCUCGUGACAGAGAACCACUGGGGUCGUUUGCCUGCAUUCUCUCAAGAACCGGAAAAGACGUCGACACUUGAACUCCGCAAACGCGCAGGAAGAGAACGAGGAGAGAACAACAGACUCACUCUUCCGCUUGAGAAGAACUUGCUUUGCUCACCAUGGCGGAAGAAGAGCCCUCUGUAAAACAGCUUCCCGAUGGCUCUCAGGUGAUCUGCGAGGGUGGCGUUUGUCGCCUGCUUCCGCCUCCUGCCAGACAGGAUGCCAGCGACACAGGUGAAGAGGAAGGAAAGACCAAUGAAGAACAAGGCGAGGACACCGUGGAGAGGACCCAGGGGGGCAACCCCGCCUUUGUUGCUCAACAUAUCAGCAUGGAACAAGCUGACCAGUUAGUUGACUUCGGCUUCCCCAGGCUCCGCGCCGAGAAGGCACUUUUUCACGUUCGGCAGCAGCCAGGCGGCGGGGGCAUAGAAGCCGCGGUCGAGUGGCUUGAGGUGCAUGCAGAGGAUGAAGAUAUAGACGAACCGAUAAAGGAGGAAGAAAAGCCAAAGGAAAAAGUUGUCUUGACGGAAGAAGAGGCUCAGCGACGAGCCUACGAGCUGCAGAAGAAACUCAGAGAGGACCGUAUCGAACGAGAGAAAAAGGAAGCUAUCGAGCGCGAGAAGCUUCGUCUUGCACAGACCAAAGCGAUGCUGGAACAGAACGCCAAGCUGGAGGAAGAGCAAAGAAAGAGGCAACUGGCACAGCUGCAGAAGGAGAAGGAGGACCACAAAAGGGAACGCGAGCGACAACGCCAGUUGCUGCGUGAAGAAUAUCGUGAACGCUUCGGCUGCGAGAUGCCAGAGGAAGACGAUGCGACGGAGGAAGGCGCAGCAGCACGGCUGAAGAAGAUGAACGGAAAAGAGAAAGUGGCGUACUGGUGUAACCGGCUGAUGAAAAAAUACAGAAAGGAUCAGAAGGAACAACUUCGCGUGUGUUUCACCACUGUCCGGGUGUACUGUGCGAACGCGAAAGACCAUCCACUCGAAGAAAAAUACCUCAAAAUCCGAAAGGAGAACAACGCAUUCAAGUCUCGAGUUCUGCCUUUUGAGGGAGCUCUGGAGCUCCUGGACGUUUGCGGUUUCAAAGACACAGGCGACUUUUUAGCCAUAAGCGGCCAGCCGGAUGGCUUCGUUCUGGGACAAGCUCUGAAGUUUCUCGAUGUUCUUCUCGAGCAGCUGAAAAACUAACGCAGACCACGCACAUGUUUUCUCAUCUCUUUGGCGUCCUUUUUCGAAAGGAUUCGUCAAAGCUACAUCCGUCCUGGGGUCACAGAAGGUUUAGAUCACAACAGCCCGCCUUCAGCCUCCUGUGACAGGCUUGGUAUUUGAUAGUUGUUUACAUCGACGUAUACACAUAUCCCUCUACAUGUGCCUAUGUGGAUAGGUCUGCGUGUGUCUGUGAAUUGCUUAACGUAUACAGAGAAACUGACGUAGAUUUGGUCUGCGUUGUGUCAACUUGUUCGUACUUUUCGCUCAACUCUACGUCCUUCCCUCUCAACCUGUCGAUCUGUAAUCGUGCCAGUCCAGCUCCACAGAACCACAGAAAUGCCGGCCUUCAUACACACAAACACCCCUGGCUGUUUGACACCGAGCGCAGAAGCUUCCUGCGGGAAGGCGAGACGGAUUUUUACGUUCGCACAUCGACAAGUAUGUGUGCAUGGACGUAGCAUCGCUGAAGUUCUGCGUGAAUACAUUUGAUGAAAGAUCUUUUGUGUCAAGGGUUUUCCUUGGUGCCUCUGAAGCGGCAUCAUCUGGUGCGAAUGCUGAAAACGCGCCGGCCUGGUGGAACAGGCGAAGUGGUUGCGACGGAUCCGAUCAACAUGUUUUCGUGAGCGAAGAUUUGACACGAACAGACUCAGUCUCUCUCACAGUGUUUGUUGUCGAACCGCGUUCUGGUAAAGAACCCAUUUAAUGGCUGUAUCAUGUUCCCGUCUGUUGCGCAAAACACCGACUAUAGCGGACUCCGUUGCCUCCCCAAGAAGGACGGGAAAGACGUUUUUGAUUCAUACUGCAGGGUAACUUUAUGAUGUCUUGUCGGCAGACGCAAAGUUCCCUGCAACGCUCGAGUGCGUGCAGUUGAAAACCUUUGCCGAUCCGUACCUGCCGACUCACCGGCUCGUUUCUAUCAGUUUAUGCCUUUGAGGAUCCUUGAACAAAUCCAGAGACUUCGUUUCGUAAUGCAAUCGACAUUUCA
Messenger RNA from Toxoplasma gondii ME49, 3109 nucleotides. Its product is annotated as PUB domain-containing protein. The coding region runs from base 1036 to 2103 and encodes 355 amino acids. The transcript has 8 exons. NCBI's taxonomy places the organism in Eukaryota, Apicomplexa, Conoidasida, Eucoccidiorida, Sarcocystidae. Gene Ontology annotation, molecular function: protein binding. The record is from RefSeq and is a predicted model, not a curated record.